Molecule: messenger RNA, 2322 nt
Organism: Tyto alba (common barn owl)
Lineage: Eukaryota; Metazoa; Chordata; Aves; Strigiformes; Tytonidae
Gene: CLCC1
Product: chloride channel CLIC like 1
Exons: 12
Coding region: 227-1777 (516 amino acids)
Cellular component (GO): membrane; endoplasmic reticulum
Molecular function (GO): chloride channel activity
Source: RefSeq, a predicted model, not a curated record
UGCCAGCGGCUGCCGCCCUCGCCGCUGGGGCCGGGCGGGGCCUGGGCGCCCGCCGCCGGACGGCGGAAGAGAGCGGCUUCUCCCGGGGCGGGGCGAGCGGCAGCGGCGGGCGCGCAGGGCUGAGGGCCCUCGCCGAGGAGAGCGGAUCCCGCCCCGACGGCCCCGGGGCCUGGCGCUGCGGAAGCGGGCCGGGCCGGGCCUGGCGGCCGCUCCUGAGUAAUACAGGAUGCUGUUUCCUUUGGUAUUGUGUGCAGCUGUGCUGGCAGGGAGUGGUAAAGUUAAAGAUGAUGAGUGGAUUGACCCCACAGAUAUGCUCAAUUACGAUGCAGCAUCAGGAACAAUGAGAAGACCUUACAAGGCAAACUAUCAUGACUCUGGGGAUAAGACUGCGGAUACAGCCAGUGAUGAAAUCUUACUGAGUUGUUCCAGGGAAGUAGAUUCCUUGCAACAGAAGAUGGCAGACUGUGAGAAGAGGAAUGCCGAAUCACGUGAAAGCCGUAGCUUUUAUAUUUUUAAGCGAUACUUGAAUAAGAUUUUAAAUGAAGUUGGAAAACUUGGCCUUCCUGAGGAAGAUGUGAGCCAAGUCCAUUAUGAUGCUGAGAUCAUCCUUACAAAACAGACAUAUUUGGAGAUCCUCAGGUUUCUCAAUGAGGAAACUUGGCAGUCAGGUGCUGUGGAUGAUGCACUUAGUGAUAUUUUGAUCAAUUUUAAGCACCAUGAUUAUAAAGCUUGGCACUGGAGAUUUGAAGACACUUUUGGAAUUGAUCUAUAUAGUAUGUUUCUGAUACUGUUGUGCUUAGUGUGCAUUGUAAUUGUAAUAGCUACAGAGCUCUGGACACAUAUUCAUCGCUUCGUUCAACUAAAACGUGUUUUAAUAAUAAGUUUUCUCAUCAGUUUUGCAUGGAAUUGGCUUUACUUGUAUAAGCUGGCCUUUGCACAGCGUCAAGCAGAAAUUGCAAAAAUGGAGCAGUUUGAUAAUGUCUGUGCUGAGAAGUUGGACUGGCGGGAAAGUCUUACUGAAUGGCUCAGAAGUAAAUGGACAUUUCAGGACGAUCCCUGUCAGAAGUACUAUGAGACUCUACUAGUAAAUCCCAUUUUGCUGGUUCCACCAACAAAGGCACUGGCAAUUACUGUCACCAACUUUGUAACUGAGCCUUUGAAGCACGUAGGACAAGGUAUUGGUGAAUUCAUUAAAGCACUGAUGAAGGACAUACCGUUUAUUCUGCAGGUUCCAGUCCUAAUUAUGAUGGCUCUGGCUGUCCUGGCUUUCUGCUAUGGUGCUGGAUCAUCAGUGUCUGUGUUAAGAUACUUAACAUCUUCUCAGAAGAAAAGUCUUCCUCUACCUGACAGGCAACAGGAGAAAAUAGACUUUGGGCAGUAUGAUGGCAGUAAAGCAGACAGCUAUCACAUGCAGAAGCUUCCUUAUAUUUGUAGAGGACCUUAUGACAGAGGAGAUGCUCCUGUGAGACCACGAAAUGGCAGCAACGUCGUGCAUACAAGCACUGAGCCAGAUAUGCAAGUAGAAGAGUCUCAGAAAGCAAAACCUGGUAAUAGGUUGCACACUGAGUCUGAAGUUUGUAGACUAGAAACUAUCACAGCUGAAAACCUUACUGAAGAAUAUGCACCUGAGCAGCAGAAAGAGGAGAGAGGCAAAGCAGAGCUGGAGACUGGAGAAAAUUGUGAUCCUAAUAAAAACCUGGAAGGGAAAAGUUCUGCAAUGGAACCAUGUGAAGAGAAGAAAAAGAACAGUUCAUGUGACGCACAGGAAGGAGACUAAGGAAGCCCCAAGCGUGACUGUGGAGUAGAGGAUGUUGCCACGGAAGCAGCUGAGAAUCUGUUCUUCUCCUGGAAGCAGCAUCUCUGAUCAUCCAUCCUGUUACUCUGGAAUCGACUCAGCAGAUCAAAGAACCCUUCAUCUGCCACUGUCUCUCGACUGUUUUUCUGAAGAGGAGAGAAGAGUCAGGGUAUUGUGAACUCUAGAAUACCUAAAACGAGGACAACUAGUACCUAAAACAAGGACAACUGCAUCACCGUUUCAUUGCAGUAAUAUGUUUGGUGUUUGCAUAUCUGAAAUCCACUAAAUGAAUUUUUCUUAGUCAUCAUUUUAUGGACAGAAUUUUAUCAUACGGGGAAAUGCUAAUACUACGGCAAGGAUGUGGGGAAGGGUUUCAUUAUCUGAAACAGAAGCAAACAGUACUCUGAGCAGUACAACUAGAGUUACUCCUCAGCCGUGAAGCCAGCAGAACCCCAAAUGCCCAUGAAAGAAAAAAAAAAAAAAACCAAAAAUAACAGCAAGGAACAGUUUCCCUUGUCUCCUCAGGU